CAGAUUAAACCAGCAAUCGAGAAGUGUUUUAGCAUGGCGUUUCAUUUCUGGCGACUCCCCAGAUGGAGUUUGGGUUUUAACAGUGGCAGGUACCAUUCGCCCCACUUUAGCUCAUUCCUUUCUUCAUUCCGAUUUUCAACUAUUAAUUCUCUUUCCGAUUCCUCAACAAAUGAACCGUCACUAAAUCAAACACACAACCGUUGUAAUUUCGACGAGCAUCACGUCCUUAGUGAACUAUCCGAUUUGUUUCAACUUUCUCAUAUUAAAACGACUAUUCCAUACCCGUACAAGGAGAGUUAUCCGGUGAAACAAAUGGAAAGUAGAGAUGUUGGUGAAUUUUUAUUGCCCGAGGAGAAAUUGCGAGGGGUUUUUCUUCAAAAAUUGAAGGGUAGAACUGCAAUCGAACACGCAUUGUCAAAUGUUAGAGUGGAAUUGAACAUCGAUAUUAUCGCUAAGGUCGUAGAUAGAGGGAAUUUAAGCGGUGAAGCUAUGGUUUUGUUUUUCAAUUGGGCAAUUAAACAGCCAGAGAUACCAAGAGACGCUCACAGUUACUACAUAAUCAUUAGAGCUUUAGGUAGAAAAAAAUUCUUCAAUUUCAUGAUUCAAAUCCUGAAUGAUAUGGUGAAAGAUGGCAUCAAGCCUAAUAUGGAGACCGUUUUAGCUGUAAUGGAUAGUUUCAUUAGGGCUCGGCGAGUGCAUAAAGCUCUGGAAACUUUUGAGAACUUAGAAGAGUUCGGAUUGAAGCCUGAUACCGAGUCUUUGAAUAUGCUUUUACAAUGUUUGUGCCGAAGAAAUCAUAUAGGUGCUGCAAAUUCUUUUUUCAAUGCAGUGAGUGGGAAGAUGAAGUUUAAUCUUGUGACAUAUAAUAUCAUGAUAAGUGGGUGGUCAAAAUUAGGUAGAGUUAGAGAAAUGGAGAGGAUGGUGGAAGGAAUGAUAACAGAUGAAUUUACUCCAGAUUGUUCAACUUUCUGUUACCUUAUUGAGGGUUUAGGAAGAGCAGGACAGAUUGAUGAUGCCAUUGAGAUUUUUGAUCAUAUGAAGGAGGAAGGUUGCAUUCCAGACACUGGAGUGUACAAUGCAAUGAUUUCUAAUUUUAUUUGUUUUGAGAAUUUUGAUGAAUGUAUGAAAUAUUACAAGGAGUUGCUGGAAAGUAACUUCGACCCUGAUUUGGAUACUUACUCAAAACUGAUAUCCGGUUUUCUCAAAUCUAAAAAAGUGGCUGAUGCUCUUGAAAUUUUUGAAGAGAUGUUAGCUCAAGGGAUUGUCCCCCCUACGGGGUUUAUAACUUCUUCCAUUGAACCUUUAUGCAGUUAUGGUCCACCUCACGCUGCUGUGAUGAUCUAUAAGAAAGCAAGAAAAUUUGGCUGCAAAAUAUCGCUUACUGCCUAUAAGUUAUUGCUCAAGCGACUAUCUACAUUUGGUAAAAGUGGAAUGCUGUUAAAUUUAUGGGAUGAGAUGCAAGAAAGUGGUCAUUCUUCUGAUAUGGAAGUUUAUGAGCACGUCAUUAGUGGACUUUGCAACAUAGGGCAACUUGAAAAUGCUGUCCUUGUUAUGGAAGAGGCAUUGCGCAAGGGGUUUUGCCCUGGCAGGAUUAUAUGUAGCAAAUUGAAUAACAAAUUGCUUGCUGCAAAUGAAGUAGAUAAGGCUUACAAGCUAUUUUUGAAGAUUAAAGUUGCUCGCCGCAAUGACAAUGCUCAGAGAUAUUGGCGUUCUAAUGGCUGGCAUUUUUGAGUCGGCAUGUGAAUGUAUGAUUUGGGCAAGUAUAGUUUGCCUUUGUACUUUGUCUAUUUCAUUAAACUAGCUUGUAUUAUUAUCGAUGUAGUUAUUUUAGUGGUAUUCUCAGAAUCUGUAUCUAAGGUUUUUUUUCCUAGUAAGAACACACCACAUUAUACCGUUCAAGAAAAAAAGAACGCACCACAUAUUAUCAUUGGAAAGAGUAAACUUUGGCUUUUCAUUCACCUUCUAUCUCUACUUGGUAAGAACAGUUUACUUCUCAUUUUGUUGCAUUUUCACUCUUGAUUACACCUUCAAUGUGACAGUGUUGAUGCGUAUACAGCAGGAAUAAUUGCUUUUGGUGACACUAUCUGCUGAUUCUUGCUGCAUCACAUCAUCGAGUUU
This is a messenger RNA of Hibiscus syriacus, 2118 nucleotides long. Its product is annotated as putative pentatricopeptide repeat-containing protein At5g43820. The transcript has a single exon. NCBI's taxonomy places the organism in Eukaryota, Viridiplantae, Streptophyta, Magnoliopsida, Malvales, Malvaceae. The coding region runs from base 34 to 1731 and encodes 565 amino acids. The record is from RefSeq and is a predicted model, not a curated record. Gene Ontology annotation, molecular function: protein binding.